UAUUUAUAAUAAUAUCGUUUUAAAUGGUUAAAAGUUAAUUUGUUAGUUGGUUAAUUGAAAGUGCGAUCGGAUGAGAGCGGCUCAGUAUUUGCUGGGGUUCUGAUACCGUAAAUCAGUUUCGAGUGAAAGGCGAUGAACGAAGACGGCGACAAAGGUGGCGAAGUUUCGACGUCGACGUCAGACGCUCGAUCGAACAGCGUGCCGCUUCCUUUGAACGUGAUAAUUACGGAAAAGAAAAAUUCGACGUUGAGAGUAAGCAUCAGAAGGAGAUUGAGUUUGCCAGUGCAAAAAGUGCUCAAUAGAACUAGGAGUCUUAGGAUUAAAGACGUUGAUGGGUCCUCUGGUAACUUCGGGAGCGCGGGGGCCCGUUCAGCCCCUGGUACUCCCCAAGAACAAGUGCUAUGUAACACCCCUGGAAGCACUCUAUCACCUGACACACUUUCCAAUGCUUCUUCUCCCACGGUCACCACAAUCCAGAGCAGUCCAAGUCACGCACAAUUCACCAAAUGUGAUAAAGUUUCUCUAAAACAUUUAUCCACGUCGACGCCCGUAAUGACUGCGCAGGCGCAGGUCACGGAACCCCCUAGUCCUAAGACCACCAAAGAUCCCAAGAUUCACACCACCUCGAAAGCGCGACAGAAAAAAUUCCUACGCCAUUUUCCUAACGUCGAAGAGGACGAAAAAGUAUUAAAUCACUAUUCCUGUGCACUUAUAGGAGACAUUCUUCUGCAGGGCCAUCUCUAUAUCACCAAAAACUAUUUCGCCUUUUAUUCAAAUGUUUUUGGGUACGUCACAAAGCUUUUGAUACCUGUACUCACAGUUGAAGAUAUUACCAAAGAAAAAACAGCUAGAAUAAUACCUAAUGCAGUCGGCAUUGCCACUAGUGAAGACAAACAUAUUUUCGGUAGUUUGAUUUCAAGGGAUAAUACGUUGUUGUACAUGAGGACGGUGUGGCAAAAGGCAAAAAGUGCGUCACCUGUUAUUAUAGAGCCCGAAAUAGAGGAGCCUGAUUUAGAUUCUAGUGACUCCGUAGAAGCUGAAAGCGGUAGAGAUUCGCCUCCAAUAGAAAUAAAGCCUAAAUUUUCACUAGUAAAAAUAAUUCCAAAGGAUCGACUAAUGAGUGAAGUAGAUGGUUCCCAAUACGACAAAGAUUCUGGAGGAGGCUUAAUACGGACCCUUAAGGACGCCAUACUAGAAUUUAGAAAAUUACCCCGCCAAAGUCUCAUUCUGUGCGCGACAACCUUACUACUCAUCCUUCUCUUCUUCUCGGCCGGCGUGCUGCUCUAUCGAAUAAGCAAAAUCCAAAGUAAAUAUUCGAUGGUGCUGCAGGAGAACAUGAUCAAGGGCUCCAAGGACGUGUACAACGAUCUCCUGCAGUGGCAUUCGCAGAUGCACUCGAAAUCAGCGGGAGCCGUCAAUAAUUUUUUAGAUUCCAAUUUAGUUUUAAUUGCUCAGGUUAGACAGUCUUUGGAAGCUCUAUCCUCGAUCCUGGUACAAUCGGCAGCCAACCAGAAUGUUCAGGGCGACUCACAUACGAAACCCUUAGAAGCCAACACCAAAGAUAACAGUUAGCCCAUUAAAUCAGUCCUACAUUCAAGCAAACCUUUUGUCGUGAUCAUAUUUACUUACUGAGAAGAAUCGGAAAGAGAAGAACCUUAUCAGUAUUUUGAUAGAUUUUUAAAAGCUCUGCGAGUUUUAAUAAUGAAUAGGCCACAAGAAAGAUUUAACACAUUUUCAUAGGUAUAUUGCUAAACCAAGGUGGUAGGUUCAAUUUCUCAUCGUUACAGAAUUUAUUUUUAAUUUCAUGAAGAAGAAAAUAUUUUUAGAUUUAUUAAUUAAUUUUCCUGUAUUAUAUUUCAUAUAAUUCCAGUAUUAUAGUCCAAGUAUAUAUAGUUAAUCAAAAACUAGAAACAAUAUGUAAUCUUACCGAAUUUGAGUGGAAAACUGUGUAAUGUAUAAUUUUUUUUGUAACGAUUAGAAAUAAGAAAGCUGCCUAAUUGCCAAAUAUAUACAUGCCAUUAUUUAAAAGUUUAAUAUUAGUAGCAACGUUUUUGAAAAAUGAAAAAUAAUGUAAACUUAUAAUAAAUAGUUUUAGUUUAAAGAACAGCACUUUUUACAUUAUAUUUAGGCUCUUAUAAAGGUAUGUAGGAUUGGAUAAUGCCACAAGUUAAAACAAAAUUUAGGAUAUUUUCACUAAAUUGAAUCCCAGUUUUUGGAUUUUUAGAUAUAUAGCUAUAGGUACAAAGUAUUUAUUCCAUUUUUUUGUAACAUAUGUUGAGUUUUUAAUUAAAUAAAAUCGAAUUUAUAGAAUCUGUUUUGCUCAAAUAAAUAUGUAAAACAUUACCUCUUAACUUUAUAUUUUGUAAAGCGAGUUGGCAACGGUGUGCAUCCAAGUGACAAAUGACAAAGUAAACUGCUCAUAAGUACAUAUUUAAUGUUCCAAAUGCCAUACAAAACAAAAGCAAUCAAAAUAAUAAUGACAAGUGUCAAUUAUUCGUAAAAUGGAAAUUAGCAACAAAAAGCUCAAACUAUAAUACUACUCAGCUGUCACUUCUAAACUCUUAACCACUGAUCUGUGAUAACAUGAAGAUGAUGUAUGCUAUAUUUAGGCGGCCAUCUUUUCUAGGAGAAAUUUCUGAAAACAAACGCAAAAAAGGUUUCUAAAAGGUUUGCCGAUGUUGCCAAAUCACUCGGAAAUUUGAUAGAACGUUUAUUUGGCAAAACCGACCCUGUUUUCGAUUUUUAGUCUAUGAAGGCAGAAAAGUUAUUAUAAUAAAAUAUCAAAUUAACACAUUAUGUAAAGGAAUUGGACAAUAUUCAUCCUUUUAAGGUAUAUAUUUUUGAUCAACUUUCUAUAUUUAAAAAGAAAUUUGUCAAAGUUACAAAGUAGGUACAUGUGUAUCAAAAAAUAUGUUCCGUAUUUAGUACGAGUAUAAGAACAUAUCAGAG
Molecule: messenger RNA, 2949 nt
Organism: Psylliodes chrysocephalus
Lineage: Eukaryota; Metazoa; Arthropoda; Insecta; Coleoptera; Chrysomelidae
Source: the annotation of a GenBank genome assembly